AUGGCCAACCAAACUCCUGAGAACUGGGAAGAUGAGCUUUCCAGACAGACCCAGGGAGUGAACCUGAAUCCCAACGCACCACCACGUUUUCAGGCUCACGCCUCAACCUUCCAGCCCGGAGCCGCCUCUUUCCAGCCGGGAGCUGCAGCUUUUGUUCCUGGUCAAGCUUUUCAACAAUAUGGCGGUGGCUACCCUCAAUACGGCCAACAGCAGCAGUACGGCGGAUACCAGAAUUAUGGUGGCUAUAAUCAGAUCUACAACCAGAACCAGAACCAGAACUACGCCAGCUACCAACAGCCGCAGCCGCAGCAAUAUUCUCAGCAACCUGUUCCACAACAACAACAGCAGCAACCUAAACCCACUCCCACUCCCGCUUCCGCUCCCGCCGCUGCCCCCAAGGCCGCCAAGGUACUGUCUAUUGGCGGCUCUUCCGCACCCAAAGCGAAAGUCCUUUCGAUUGGUACCCCCACACCCGCAUCAACCACGCCCUCCUCCGACUCUGGUUCUCUCGCCGAUGCUAAGGGGCCCGCGGCGGCUGAGGCCGCUGCCAAGGUAACGGCCAACAAGGCCGUUGAGAAGACAGAAAAGAAAGCAGAGCAAAAGGCAGCUGCUAGCGGCAAGUCGUCACCAACACCGUCCGGCCGGGCCAGCCCUGGCAGAUCCAGCCCGUCGCGAGGCGAAAGCGCCAAGGAAAAGCGUGAUGCGAACGCAGUCGCCUUGGAACAGCAGGCUGAUGUGGAUGAGGAUACACUAAAGGAAAUCUAUGGUGAGAAGAAAGAGCACGUUAACAUUGUUUUCAUCGGACACGUCGACGCCGGAAAGUCCACUCUUGGUGGCUCUAUCCUGUACGUCACCGGAAUGGUCGAUGAGCGAACCCUCGAUAAAUACAAGAGAGAUGCAAAGGAAGCUGGUCGAGAGACAUGGUAUUUGUCUUGGGCCCUUGACCUGACGAACGAAGAGCGAGCCAAGGGAAAGACUGUCGAGGUUGGCCGUGCCCACUUCAAGAUCGAUGUACCAACGCCCGACGGCACCGUCGAGAGACACUUCUCCAUUCUCGACGCUCCCGGUCACAAGUCUUAUGUGCACCACAUGAUUGGUGGUGCUUCUCAGGCAGAUGUUGGUGUCCUCGUUAUCUCCGCACGUAAAGGUGAAUACGAAACCGGUUUUGAGAAGGGUGGGCAAACUCGCGAGCACGCCCUCUUGGCAAGGAACACUGGUGUCAAGAAGCUUAUUGUCGCCGUUAACAAGAUGGAUGACAUGACAGUCGAGUGGAGCAAGGCUCGUUUCGAUGAGUGUACUGUCAAGGUCUCGAAGUACCUGGAAGCCCUUGGCUACAAGAAGGAUGACCUCCAUUUCAUGCCCAUCUCCGCCCAGCGGACACUGGGUAUCAAGGAUCGUGUUCCUAGUGACCUUUGCCCGUGGUACAGUGGUCCUUCUCUCCUCGAAUACCUCACCAACAUGAAGAUGCCUGAGCGUAACCUCAAUGCACCUUUCAUGAUGCCUAUCAGUACCAAGUACCGAGACAUGGGCACUAUGGUUGAAGGACGUAUCGAAGCCGGUGUUAUUAAGAAGAACGCGACCUGCAUUAUCAUGCCUAACCGCACAAAGGUCGAAAUCGCUGCUCUUUACGGAGAGACCGAGGAUGAGAUUGCCACUGGUACUUGCGGUGAUCAAGUGCGUAUGCGUCUCCGAGGUGUUGAAGAGGAAGAUUUACUUCCUGGAUUCGUCAUGUGCUCACCUAAGCGCCCGGUUCACUGCGUCUCCGCCUUCGAGGCUAAGAUCAGGAUUCUCGACCUCAAGAGCAUUCUCACAGCUGGUUUCAAUUGUGUUAUGCACGUGCACUCUGCCGUCGAAGAAGUCACAGUUGCCGCUCUCUUGCACAAACUCGAGCCCGGUACAGGGCGACGAAGCAAGCGUCCUCCUCCCUUCGCUAGCAAGGGUCAAAUGAUCAUUGCCCGUAUUGAAAUCACUAGCUCUGCGGGCGCUGUCUGUGUUGAGCGCUUCGAAGACUACAACCAAAUGGGACGAUUCACCCUCCGUGACCAGGGCCAAACCAUUGCUAUUGGUAUGAUCACCAAGCUCAUUGAAAAUGAGAACUAG
Aspergillus calidoustus is the source of this 2100-nucleotide messenger RNA. Lineage: Eukaryota; Fungi; Ascomycota; Eurotiomycetes; Eurotiales; Aspergillaceae. The record is from the annotation of a GenBank genome assembly.